Molecule: messenger RNA, 3344 nt
Organism: Mizuhopecten yessoensis (Yesso scallop)
Lineage: Eukaryota; Metazoa; Mollusca; Bivalvia; Pectinida; Pectinidae
Product: cAMP-dependent protein kinase type II regulatory subunit-like
Exons: 13
Coding region: 184-1368 (394 amino acids)
Biological process (GO): regulation of protein phosphorylation
Cellular component (GO): cAMP-dependent protein kinase complex
Molecular function (GO): cAMP-dependent protein kinase regulator activity
Source: RefSeq, a predicted model, not a curated record
ACAUAUCUGUGUAGUACCUACAUGAGUGACGUCAUCAAAGCUGGUUACCCGAGACUCAUCGAAUGGUUUACAUACGGAAUACACAUGCGACACACAUACUUGUAUGAGUGUUAGAAAAAAAAGUGAAUGUGAACGCGCUUUUAAAACCAAAUUUAUUUUAGUGUUAAACAGUACGUUAUCAUCAUGAAUUUCGAAAUACCACCAGGACUGACGGAUCUUCUACAGGAUUUUACUGUUUCUGUGCUCAAAGAAAGACCACCGGAUCUUGUCCAGUUUGCAGCAAAUUAUUUCGUGAAAUUAAACAGCAAAAAGAACAUCGACAGGGAUGACGAAGAUGAUUCCGGAGAACGUGGAGUACGAUUUGCUGGUGCUAGUCCUCCCCCUGGAGAACCCAUGGAUGAAGACGACGAUUAUGAUGAUGAUGAUGAUGAUGAACCUAUGGAGCCCCCAACGAACAGAUUCCAGAGAAGACAAUCAGUGUCUGCUGAGAGGUAUGACCCAGAGGCAGACUCAGAUGAAGGUGAAGAUAAGAUUGUUUACCCAAAGUCUGAUGGGCAACGAAAGAGGCUGAGUGAAGCAGUGCAUCACAUUCUUCUCUUCAGAUCCCUAGAUGUUGAACAGAUGCAGGAAGUAUUAGAUGCCAUGUUUGAAAAGAAGGUUAAACCAGCAGAACAUGUUAUAGACCAGGGUGAUGACGGUGACAACUUCUAUGUUAUAGACAGUGGAACAUAUGAUAUUUUUGUCAAUGGCAAUCUGGUUGGUAAAUAUGAUAGUAAAGGAAGUUUCGGAGAGCUUGCCUUGAUGUACAACAUGCCGCGUGCUGCUACAAUUGUGGCCACUUCUGACGGAACAUUAUGGGCAAUGGACAGAACCACAUUUAGAAGAAUAGUAUUAAAGAAUGCUUUCAACAAACGGAAAAUGUAUGAAGCACUGUUGGAGCAUGUGCCAAUGUUGAAGACUCUUGAACCAUAUGAAAGAAUGAAUGUAGCAGAUGCCUUGCUGUCUAGGUCAUUUACUGAUGGAGAAGUCAUCAUUAAACAAGGUGAUGAGGCAGACUGUAUGUAUUUCAUUGAAGAGGGAAAUGUUCGAGUGACAGUUAAAAAUAAGAGUGAGCCCAGCAGUGAAGAAUUAGAAGUAAAGAGGUAUGAAAAGGGAGGCUACUUCGGAGAGCUGGCAUUAGUUACACACAAACCAAGAGCAGCUACAGCAUACUCAAUAGGCAGUACCAAAUGUGCAGUGCUUGAUGUGCAGGCGUUUGAGCGGCUACUGGGGCCAUGCAUGGACCUGAUGAAGAGGAGUAUUGAUCAAUAUGAGGAACAGCUAGUCCAGGUAUUUGGAGACAAGGCGAAUAUUACAGACCUCAGAUGAACUACCUUCCCUACAACCAAACCAAAGAGUGCUCAUGUUCCAACCACCUGCAAUAUCAAAUCCUGAUGUCCAACCACAUAAACUUAACUAACUUGCCUGUUGAAUGUGGCUUAUUAGCCAGGCUGUUAAACCAGACUCAAAAACCAUUGUCUUGUUUUAGGUGCUGGUUUGCAGGAGACCUUGGGUUAUUUUAUUUAUUUUGAGUGUAUGUAUGUGUGUGAUCUUAGCAAAAGAAAGAUAACUGCUUUGUGAUGAAGGGAUUGUUUCAUAAACAGAACUUAUCAAAUUUGUGUCGUGUUUUAUAAGUUUUUUAAAUUGCUGCAAAACAUGACUGAACACAUUUCUAGUUUGCUUUUACAUUGUAUCAUUACAAUUAUUGUUUUAAUAUAAAAUCUAUUGGUCAAAACUGCUUUUGUAUAUUACCUUUUGUUUCACAUGGAAAUUUUACAAAUGAAUGUGUCAUCUUUGUCGAUCUGAUAUCCAUGUCUUGAGUUUUGGCUUAACAGGUCGUUUAUGUUGGUGCAUGAAAUCUGUCUUCUAUUUGUCAACUUUUCUUUUAGGCUUUUAGCCUAAUAGUCCAAAAUGACGAAGUGACCCCUCCCCCUUCAGGACAGGGAUGCAAGGCCUAAAAGCUAAAAGGAGAAAUAGUUGGUUAAUUUUAAUUUAAAUGAAUUCUCUCUAAGCAUGAGUAAAGGGAUAUUUUGACCUCAUUUAGCAUUGAGCAUCCUUUGGUCAAGAGUAUUUAUGGGUAUGUUCUCUCCCUUCUGGGAAUGUUGGGGUAAGGCCAAAUGGGCAAAUAAGUGUUACUUAUUGAAAGAGUAUUCCUCAAAUAUGACUGAAGGGAAUUUGACCUAAUUUUGCAUAUAACAUUCUUGGACCAGGAUAAUUAAAUGUAUAAAGAGAAGGAUGAUGUCUGUCGCAUGGAGUAAGGGGAUAGGCCAAAUAUUGGAUAUUAAUGUGAAUGUUUAAAUUUUUUCAAGUGAGAUGGCUUAUAUAAGAUUUAAAUCUUUUUGCCAAAUCCUAUUAAUUUUUCUAUUUACUUGCGUACUUAUUAUAUAUGAUAUAUGAAAUAAAUAUUGUUUAAACCAAUGUUUGAAUUUGAUAAACAGACAAAGGAGCUCUGUCAAAUGGGGCUAUAUGUUAAGACUUUCAUUACUAAGUAUUUGCUUCUUUGUUUCUAUUUAUUGGGGUUAUUUUUUAUGUAAAUAUAAUUUAUUUACUUAAACUUGAAAAUAAAAGAUCAGUUCAACUAUUUAGGCCGAAGUGGCCUCUUGUUUUCUAAAAAGAUUUGGCUAGAUAUUCGUAUGAUCAUUUGUUCUCUUAACAAGCUUCAGAAGAUGUUAUUUAUUCUUGGUAAUACAUUGUAUUCAAUAACCAUAUUUCAGCAAUUUUUUCUCUGAUAUCUAAACUUAAUUGUUUACAAUCGAAAUGUUUAAUUUUAGCCUACUGUCAUCAUAUGGUCGGCUGUUCAAAUCACAUUUUGGUCUGUGAUCACCUGUCUGUCCUUGAAGAUUUCCGAUUAUCAUUAUUUUUCAAGAAGUACUACAGGUAGAUUUCCCUUGGUUCCUACUGAGCUUAUGCUAUACUGCAGGGUCUGUCGUUCGUCAACUUUUCCUUAAAAACGCUACUAUAGUCCUGAACAGCUUUAUGGAUGUUGACUAAAUUGGCCUGGAGCAUCCUUGGGCAAAGAGAACUAAAUUUUGUAUAAACAGAAGGAUAAUCCAAUAUUAUAAUCUCCAAUUCAUAUUGGAAUUGUAGCACUUCGGAAUGGAGUCAUUCAUAAUUGUUUAGUUUGCAGCAUCAUCAUUUGAUCUUUUUAUCGAACAAAUUAAGAAAAAAUUAAGAAAAAAACAAAACGGAGAAGAAGUCAAAAAUUGGCUCUUAAAUAUUAUGUUUCUUUUUAUUUUUCUGCAUUUGAGCAUUCACGUUUGACAGGGUGUUUCUGAAUAUUAAAGUAUGCGUCAAUUUCCAUUGAA